CCCGCAUCGAGCUGUGCGCGUUCGUCAGAAGCUCGCGCGGUCACAGACAUGUGAUGAUCAGCGCGUGCACUGAGGAGGCGAGAGGAUGCGCUGCUCCUGGUUUAUGUUGUGCUGGUUUGAAGGUAGCAUAAAGCUCAGUGGGGGCUGAAAUAUGAACAAUAAGCUUGUGACUUUGCGCUCCCACCACUGAGACUAUGAGGCAAGCAGUAACAGCCACCCUGUCCGUGUGGGGAGAGAGGCGAUUCGGGUACUCCACCCUAAAGGACUCCAGCGAGUCUCUGUUGGACGAGCGUAAACUGAGGCCUGGUCUGAAAGAAGACUCUGUCAUUGAAGAGAAAGAACGGGCGGAGAAUGAGCAGGAACAUCCAGAGGCUGUUUUGGGACGUUCAGCGUCCCCUGUGGAGGACACGCAUGCUGCAGGAGACCACCAAACUGGAAGCGCAGAGCUCUCGGACCCCACGGCAGAUUCAUGCUCGGAGCGCAAAAAUAGUGAGAUGGAGACAUCGGUGGUGCCUAGUCUUAAAAACACAGAUUUUUCUGGGAGAAAGGGUUCUCUUGAUGCUUUGCCCGUGCAGCGGUGCAGUUCCCUGGGUACCACAGCACCUCAGUGGGUCCCUGAUUGUCAGGCACCAGCUUGCAUGAAAUGUGGCUCCAAAUUUUCCUUCACCAGAAGACGGCAUCACUGCAGGGCAUGUGGGAAGGUUUUUUGUGUUGUGUGCUGUGACCUGAAAUUUAAAUUGACUCAUCUCGGGGGGAAAGAUGGGCGUGUCUGUGUCACCUGUCAUUCAACUUUGAUAAAUCGGACGCUUCGAAAGGACCAGAAGAAAGUUUGGUUUGCUGACAGUCUCCUUCCUCGGCCUGAAAGUAAAAGUGCAGACAGCACCCCUACACUUAGGAGUGUGACCAACGCACAGAGGACUGAACUUGCUCAGGCGGAUGUGUCUAACCUUGAAGCUGGAGAUGAAGUUAGUGGUCUAAGUGCCAACUCUGCAAAACCCACUCCACCAAAAGACCUUCCCCCUAUUCUGACAUCAACAGGGGUCAAAGGAGACUAUACUCUGGAGGAGAAGCGAACCGAGUCGUCACUCUUAGAAGAAUUGGAGAGAGGUCUGGCAGAGCCUCUGGUGUUUGUGCUCAACGCAAACUUGCUGGCCGUGGUGAAGAUCGUCAGCUAUGUGAACCGCAGAUGCUGGUGUGUUAUGUCAAAGGGAAUGCAUGCCGUUGGGCAACCAGAGGUGGUUAUCCUACUACAGUGUUUGCCCGAGGAGAAGCGAUUCCCAACGGACAUCUUCAACCAUUUUAUUCAGAUCUACUGGGAUGCUCAGACAGCAGGAAAGCUUCUGAAUCAUCUAAGUCACUCUUUGGUGUCCCGUGGGUUUCUGGGUAAUAAUGAGCAUGCCGGCUUUCUUUACGUGCGCCCGUCGUUCCAGUCUUUGGAAGGCCUGCCCUUACCCGCGCCUCCGUUCUUGUUUGGACUUCUCAUCCUCCGUGCGGAGACUCCGUGGGCCAAAGCCUUUCCUCUGAGACUGAUGCUACGUUUGGGAGCGGAGUACAGAUUCUACCCGUGUCCGUUGUUCAGUGUGCGCUACAGAGAGCCUCUCUUCGGGCCUGUCAAUAACAGCAUCAUGAGACUCUUAGUGGAUUUCCGUUUUUACCGCUACACGCUGCCUUCAGUGCCAGGGCUCGUGGUUGAUCUGGAAGCUAGAAGCACCUGUAUAAGAAUCCCAAAAACACGCCAUCCUGAGCUCCUGAAAGCUCUGAAUAAGUCGAAUGAGAGAGUCCUGGCCCUGGGCGCCUGUUUUAAUGAACAGGCUGACUCUCAUCUGAUUUGCGUGCAGACGGCAGAUGGACAGUAUCAGACACAGGCCAUCAGCAUUCACAGUCAACCUCGUAGAGUCACCGGCUCGUGUUUCUUUGUGUUCAGUGGAGCGCUGAAAGCUUCCUCAGGGUACAUGGGCAAGUCCAGCAUUGUGGAAGAUGGUUUGAUGGUGCAGGUAACCAUGGAGACCAUGGCUGAAUUACGACGAUCAUUGCGAGACAUGAAAGAUUUCGCCAUCACCUGUGGAAAACUCCACCCAGCAGAGAGGCAGGAAUACGUGCACAUUAAGUGGCAAGAUGAAGAGCCACGUUUUAAUAAAGGCAUCAUCAGCCCCAUUGAUGGGAAAUCUAUGGAGUCACUUGCAAACAUCAAGACCCAUCAGCGUUUAGAAUACAAAGCCAAUGGGAAGGUCAUUCGCUGGACAGAGGUGUUUUACUUGCAGAAAGACCAGUAUCCAAACGGUCUUAAUAAUCACAGCAGUCAUAACCGGCUAACUGAACGUCUUGCACGGGCCUUCUGCCUUGCUCUGUGCCAGUCUCUCUGCUUGCUUAAAGAGGAUGGCAUGACCAAACUGGCACUGAGAGUUAUCCUGGAUGGGCAAAAGAUGGAGUUUUUGGCAGGCAGCAAUGGGCAGCGCCUACCAGCACCAUACCAAGACUGUCUUAACCAAUCAUUAACCAGCGUGGUACGGAGUAACUCUCACUACCAAGGUCUCGCUGCCUGUCAGCUGGAGCUCAUCUUCUAUAUUCUUGAGGAUACAUCAUAAAGAUCCUGCACGGACCAGCCACUGUCAUAUGUGCCAAUACUCAACCUCAUAAGCAUAACCUUUGAGUUCAGUGAAUGGAGAACCAAGUAGUGUUUAGUAGAUACAAUACUUACUGCUCACUGUGAAAGGGUCUGGGGUUACGAGAUCAAAUGGCUUUAAAAAAAUAACAAUCAGAGCAUCUGUGAAAAAUUAAAGUAGCUAUCUAGUA
Messenger RNA from Paramisgurnus dabryanus, 2793 nucleotides. It is a transcript of the gene zfyve9b, whose product is annotated as zinc finger, FYVE domain containing 9b. Gene Ontology annotation, cellular component: early endosome membrane. Gene Ontology annotation, biological process: endosomal transport. NCBI's taxonomy places the organism in Eukaryota, Metazoa, Chordata, Actinopteri, Cypriniformes, Cobitidae. The record is from RefSeq and is a predicted model, not a curated record. Gene Ontology annotation, molecular function: metal ion binding.